Messenger RNA from Branchiostoma belcheri (Belcher's lancelet), 4388 nucleotides. RefSeq lists its product as uncharacterized. The record is from RefSeq and is a predicted model, not a curated record. Lineage: Eukaryota; Metazoa; Chordata; Leptocardii; Amphioxiformes; Branchiostomatidae. The coding region runs from base 47 to 3019 and encodes 990 amino acids. The transcript has 8 exons.
CAGGCUUGAGUGAGAAACACCCCAGGAAUACACUAGAACAGCUACAAUGGUCCAAGUGAGCUCCAUCCUGCUCCUCCUGUCUGCCCUGUUGGGACUGUCGGCCGCGGGGGGAGAGGACGCGCUGUGUUCAUGUACCCAGGGGGACCAGCCCAUUCUCCCAACCAGCGGGGGGAACCAGGUCUAUACCAUUGUUAUACCCAACAACAACAACGGGGGGGAGUCACCCACAUGUGUCACCGCAGACAUUGCGCCUUCCACUGCGGAGAAGAUUCAGACAAGAAUCGUCCUACUCGAGAACAAGAUUCUUAAGGAGACAUUGCUGAAUAAGGAACAAGACGCCACCUUGGCUAGACUUGAGAGGGAAAGAACACUACAAGUUAACACAACCAAACCUGACAAGCCGUCAGGGAAAGAAUCUAACGUUAAGGACCAACCGGUUGAAGCGAAAUUCUCAGGGAGCAUCCAGACGGAGUUUAAGGCGUACCUCGAGGACGAUCGCGCGAGUUUCCUCAGCGGGACGGCACCGGCGUAUGUCAUGGACGUGCCCAAACCCUCCCACCACCACAGGAAGGACACGACCUUGAGCCACAAGGACGCGACCUUGCGCGGCAUUAUGGAGCAGCUGGAGGCGCAGGAGAAACGUCUGUCAGAGACCCAGGAGACCGACAAGGACCAGGAGGAGAAGUUUGCUGAGAUUUUCCGGCGGAACAACAACCUGUCCGUGGAGAUGGCAAGGUCGAAGCUGGCCAGCGCCAAGGUCACGGCGACCUUGGAGAAGCUGCAGCAGUCGAACAAGAACCUGAGUCAGCAGCUGGGGGCUGCACAGGAGGAGAACAGGCAGCAGAGGGUCAAACUGCAGGAGACCUGGGAGGUGUUAGUGGACUACAAGUCGUCCUUUAACCAGCUGGUCGGGCAGUUCCAGCAACUCGCCAAGGUCAACACACACCUGGAGACAACGGUCAAGAACCUGUCCCAGACACUGCAGCACCUGCAGCAGACCUAUAACCACCAGCAGACGAAGCUUGCCUCCAUGGAGCAGGCAGUACAGAACUGCACCAGGGGCUGCCGGGGUGCAGUAAUGCACAGCAGCCAACAGGGGGCGGCAGUGUACAGGACCAGCCAGGCUGCAGCGCUGCUCAGCAGCAGCCAGGGGUCCUCGGUGCACAGUCAGGGUGUACCGCUGCACAGUACCAGCCAGGGAGUACCGCUGAGCCAGCCCAGUGUCCGGCCGUAUGAGACCACAGGAGCGGGGUACCCGUACCACAUGCUGGAGAAGGGCAUUCAGCUCAAACAGGCGCCACAACUGCUGUCAGCAGAGAAGGCCUGGGAGAUCCACAAUCAGAAGAGCAACGCAAACACACAGGACACUCAGGGGUACGGAGGCACCCAGCAUCAGGAGCCGAGCUACUACUACAGCGGGGGCAGCUACGGGGGGUCAGAUACGGGGAACACGUACGGUAACAGCUACGGGAACACCUAUCAGAACUCUGGUUCGGGGAGUAGCUAUGGCAACACUGGCGGUAGCUAUGGCAACACUGGUACAGGCGGUAGCUAUGGCAACACUGGAGGUAGCUAUGGCAACACAGGUGGUAGCUAUGGCAACACAGGUGGUAACUAUGGCAACACAGGUGGUAACUAUGGCAAUACUGGUAACACCUAUGGCAGCACGGGUAACACCUAUGGCAGCAGGGGUAACACCUAUGGCAGUGGAGGCACAGCGAACACCUAUGGAUCCUAUAGUGCUGGAAACACCCUCGGGAAUACCGGUACAGGGAGCACCUACGGAAGUGGCAGUACGGGGAGCGCGUACGGAAGCAACGGAGUAGGGAGUACCUAUGUCGGCAGCAACACAGGAAAUGCCUAUGUGAGUGCUGGAAACACAUACCAGGGUGGCAGUAGUGUUUACAGGAGUGGGGAAAGUUCCGGUAGCGUCUAUCGCAGCGGAAGCUCGGCAAACACUUAUCGCAGCAGCAGCGAUGGAGGCAGAAACACCGCAGCAUUUACGCAGUCUGAGACCAGCUGGCUGUAUCCCGGCAACGACGGAAACACCCAGGACCAGCUGUCCACGUAUCCACGCAGUCAAGACCCAACUUACGACCCCGAACAACCCGAAAAACAGCCCACAUACGACCCGGACGGUUACCAAGCAGACGCACCAGCCCCCGCAAAGCUCCUCGCUUCCGAGCCGGCGAAACCGGUCGUUAGGCAGCCGCUGACGUUCGUUAAGGCUAAUGAUGCGGCCACGCCAAUGAAGGACUACGAACAGGAGUACCUGGCACAGUAUAAGGACGCCCAGUACACCGAGCCCAACGCUGCGUUCGGGGACUCAGCCUACGAACCCAUCUCAGACCUACUCAAGGUGACGAACCUGCCCCGAGACUGUGCGGACUGGUUUGUAACCGGCCACCUGAAGUCAGACAUCUACAUGGUGGAGCCGACAGACUGGCAAAGCUUCCCCGUAUCAUGUGACAUGGACACGGCAGGAGGCGGCUGGACUGUGCUACAGCGACGCACAGAUGGAAGUGUGAAUUUCAACCGUGACUGGUCGGACUACUCUCGUGGGUUCGGCACGAUUAGCGGGGAACACUGGCUCGGCCUUGAUAACCUGUACUACCUCACCCGACAACGCAACUACAAACUCCGCAUCGACCUGACGGACUGGACGGGGAAACGUGUCUUCGCCGAGUACGACCAGUUCUACAUCGAUGGAGAGGACGACAGGUACCGGCUGCACAUCUCGGGUUACCGUGGCAACGCCAACGACUCGAUGGUGUACCACGACAAGCAGAGGUUCAGCACGAGAGACCGCGACCACGACCGCAGCGGGGGCCACUGCGCGGAGCAGUGCAGUAGCGGCUGGUGGUUUAACAACUGCCACUUCUCCAACCUGAACGGGGUGUACCACCAGGGCGGGCCCUACAACCACACCUUCCGCUCGGGCAUCGAGUGGUACCACUGGAAGGGCAAGAGCUACUCCCUCAAGGGCGUGGAGAUGAAGGUCAGACCGUCAGACUUCUGAUGACCACCUUCAGGUGUUAGCUCAAUGUCAUUUAUACACACUUUGAACAACUCCAGGACUUUCUGCUUCAACUACGUCAAAUUUCUCAGAGAUGAAGGUCAGACCAUUCAGACUUCUGAUGAUGACCUUCAGGACGACCUUAAGGAUGACCUUCAACACACCUGUCUGCUAAACGUUGCCAGUGUUUCACUACAACACAUUUUUUAUGUACAUGUGACCGUGAGUGAAGAGUUUAUAAAGAUCAAACACACCUGUCUCAUGUCUAACAUUUCUGAUGAUCACUUUGACUUGAACAACUACAAGUAAAAGUGUGUGGAAACUAAGUUUGAUCAAACUUCUCAGUUGGAACCAAAAACCUCAAGUCACUUCCCCAAAGCACUUCCACAUGUUGCUAGCUAGUACCGAGUACACCCAUGUAAUAAAUGAAAACAAGCACAUCUUGAUUUCUUAGAAACAGAGCAUUAUUUACGACACUUAUUCAAGACUCAGUAAAUAGACCCGCUUUGCACCUGUGACACAGAGAACCAUCCUCAGGGAUUCAGUAUUCCAACCAAAUAAAUGUCACUCCACAAUCAUGGAAGAACAACGUUCUGUCACCGACUGCAUUCAGACAUACAUGUACAUGUACAGCACUGUAUAUGACUGUAGAACAUCUAUUACUCUGUUUCUUAUGUGAUAAACUGAUGAUUGAGUCUCCAUGUAUAUCUACAAACCACCAUGUACAAAACUGCUGAUUUCUCUUAAAAUUUUAUGGAAUUUAUCAUAUUCAACAUUAUAUCAAAUCUCAAUUCAAAAAUUAUGUCAGGAUUCCUGUUCAUUCUUAGUGUUUUACGCCUGUUUUUUCAACAUCUAGUUCUACUUUUUUACUCCACCUCCUACAGGGCAAAAACAAGAAUAAAACUGUGAGAAUGAAUAGAUCCAUAUAUCUGGAUAGAGAACUUAAUAUACAUUGUGCCAUUUGUGUCUUAUAUUGACUGAGGUAAGUUAUGAAGAAAGAUUCUAUAAUUGUGGAAAAACCUAUUAUUAGUUUCUGGUAUCAGAACAUAUCUUUGAAGCAUCUCAUUUUUGUUAUUGUGAGUCACAGCUAGUAUUUAUGCAAAUUAGUUAUGCAAAUUAGCCCAGGUCAACGCCCUGAGUUGUAAAUAUUGCCUUUAUUCAUUAUUUUCUAUUCGUUAGUAUUAAUUAGUCUUCAUCAUUAUGACGCUCUGUAAGAGUUAUCCAAUCUUUUCAUUUUUAUCACUCGUGUAUUUUUAAGCAUUAUUAUUUUAUUAUAUUGAACAUUCAUGGUGCUACAGAACAUACUGUUUACCUCUUAGGUGGUUUGUUUGUUGGGUACUUUGUAUAGUUAGUGUUUAUGUGUAUUUUUGAA